AUGAGUAAUUAUGAUAGUGAACCAGAAAUUGAUAACUCAGAUUUAGAUGGAAUCUCAUAAUCUUAAUCAUCUUUUGGAGAUCCUAUUGACGAUUAAGAUGUUACUGAAUCAGAAAGUAAUUUAUACUUCUAAAAUAAUUAGAUGAAUAAAAAUCUGUGACUUCAGAUUCUAGUGAAGAUGAAGAAGAAGAUUAGAUUAUUAGAACAGGAUCUAUGACAUAAUAAACUAAAGGAAGAAGAGUUCUUAAAAAUGAAAGAGUUACUCCUCCUUUUUUAACUAAAUAUGAGCGUGCCAGAGUUAUUGGAACAAGAGCUUUAUAAAUUAGUAGAAACAGUCCUAUAUAUGUCGAUCCAAGUAUUUACUAUAUAUAACAUUUUAUAGAAGAAACAACUGAUCCUAUCUAAGUAGCUCAAUAAGAAUUGAAUGAAAAUAAAAUACCAUUCAUCAUUAGAAGAUAUUUGCCUAAUGGAAACUUUGAAGAUUGGGAACUUUAAGAAUUAGAAUAUAUGGAUUGA
Messenger RNA from Paramecium sonneborni, 515 nucleotides. Lineage: Eukaryota; Ciliophora; Oligohymenophorea; Peniculida; Parameciidae. The record is from the annotation of a GenBank genome assembly.